Molecule: messenger RNA, 1325 nt
Organism: Verruconis gallopava
Lineage: Eukaryota; Fungi; Ascomycota; Dothideomycetes; Venturiales; Sympoventuriaceae
Exons: 3
Coding region: 300-1220 (306 amino acids)
Source: RefSeq, a predicted model, not a curated record
GAGCAACCGGACGCUUCCUGCCACGUCGCGUAUCCCUUUGCUUGUGCGCUCUCCAUGGCCCGCGGCGCCGUGAAGAGCAGCAAGAUUCACGUUCUGCGUGCUCACUGCCCUUGCGUGCCGAGCCGAGUGGAGGUAGAGGCAAACGCUGUCCCGAUCCGGCUCAAUGCCAGAAAUUGCGUUGCCUUUCAUCCAUGCUACGAUCCCUCUUUGUCUGAGACGGACUCGACUUUGGCGCCCCCGAGACCUCGACCAAGCCAAGCGGCAAAGCACCCACGACGCAUCUACGCCGCUGGCGCCCCAUGGAUGCGCUGCUCGACGCUCUCGGCGACGAGCUGGAAGAUGCCGAGGAAGAGGCCUUCUUGCUGUUCUCCCAACAGAUCCCCUCGCAUAACCUAGGCUUCGUCGACCCGAGAGCAGACACUUUGAAUCUCGUCCUGGCCGGCAAGGACGUGACCAUCCGCCAGUCUCCUGGCCUGCUCGAGUCCAACCGUCCCGCGGGUACCACUGGCGCAGUGCUCUGGUCCAUCACGCCGCUGUUCGCCAAUUGGGUCGCGGCGCCAGAAGCGCUUUUGACGCGCUGCGGGGUGCUGCGAAGCGGAGCCUGUGCGCUUGAGCUCGGCUGUGGAGUCAGCGGACUGCUCAGCUUAGCGCUGGCGGGCCGAAUUGGCAGGUACGUCAACACCGACCAGGACUACGUGCUUCGACUGGCGAAGGAGAACGUCGAGGCGAACAUCGCCGCCUUUGUUGCUGCACCACCAGCUCAUCCUAGAGGCAAGAAAGGUAAGGGCAGUGGCAGUGCUGGCGCGUUGGGAUCCAGACAGCACAAGGCUGUUGUGCGCGCGACCGAGGACGAUGCGGUUGCCAACGUCGUCAUGCGGCCUCUGGAUUGGGAGAAGUCGGACGUCUCGACGCUGUACAAAGACGUCGGUGUCUCGCACAUCGACGUCCUCUUCUGCUGCGACUGCGUCUACAACGAGGCCUUGAUCGAGCCUCUUGCCACGACCAUGCGCGACAUAUGCAGCCUUGCCGACGACGAUGCCAAUCGAGCGACGGUGGUGGUCGUGGCACAGCAACUGCGAUCCCCCGACGUCCUGGAGGCUUGGUUGAAGGCGUUCUGCAGUUACUUCCGUGUGUGGAGAGUGCCUGACCACGAACUGGGCGACGCGUUGGGGGAAGGGAGCGGGUACGUGGUUCACAUUGGGAUACUCCGAACGAAAUGAGCGUCGAAGGAAGCUGGCGAAGAGAGAACCCUUCUUUUUUUUAAAAAAAAAAAUUAAAUAAAUAGAUAAAAAGAUUAGAAGAACGAGAUUGAUGAACAAAAGGAC